AUGCGUCUGUCGCGUGUUUUUCGUCAUCUGUGUGUACCAGAGGUUGCGAGGCUUCGCGCCCUGGUACGUGAUGGCGGUGGCGACGCGCAGACCUUGUAUGCGUUGUUCCAGAAGCACAAUGAGCAACUGUCGCCGACCGAAAACCUGCUAGCCGCAGUACACAUUGAGAAGCUAUCUGCUGGGCAAGACGGCAGCGAGGAAGUAGCUUCCCGGAUGGCCAAUGUGCGGGCAACGGCUUUGGCCAACAUACGUGGAAAGUUGUAUGCUUUCACCGACCCCGGAGACCUGUGCAACCUGAUUCGAGCGGCUUUGGCGCAUGGUGUGGCCUCCAGGGGGCUUAUAUAUGAUUUUUACGGGCGGCUUGAGAGGCUGCUACCGCAUGUACGCGGGGAGGCACUCACCCAGGCCUGCCAUACGCUAGUGGAACUGCACAAGGCCGGACACCGAGUAGUGCCUAUUUGCUCCAAAAUAUUCGCGUAUAUUGCAGCCCGCGGCUCCGAGAGCGAAUUGACCCUCCCCAACAGUGUAGCGCUUGUGCACUGCAUGGCAGAGACCGACAUGCGUCACGAGGCGCUCGGUUCCCGUGUUGGCAGAAGUCUUCGGCUAUUGCUGACCCGGGGUGGGAAAAUCACUACGGAAGAGGCGUCCGCUCUCCUUCAAGCCUAUAAGGAAGAUAUGUUCGACAGUGUGUUCAUACGCCGUAGGUUGAUGGAGGCCGCACUCACGGGAGAUGCUAUACCUAUGCAAGUGCUCGUCAACUGCUUGUCCACGGGCGUGUUUUCUUCCAGCAAUGCCAACCGGAUAGAUGACCUUGUACUAACUGGUUUGUCUACCUGCGAUGUGAAGACAAUAAUACGACUACUGCUUGGAUAUGGGAACCUCAGGUACAGGCCGGCAAAGGUUAUAUCCGAGCUCACACGCACACUGGAAUCGGUAAUGUUUAACUUGGACUCUUUCGAUGACGUGGCGCGUUGCAUUCACAGCCUAUUCUUACUGGACGAACAUAAUCCGGUCGUCAUGGAGUUUGCGACCAACUUCAUCAAGGGAUUAGAUGUUCCGUUGGGAGUGGAAAAUAUAGAAUGCAUAUGUGAUGCUCUUUUGGCAUUCUGUCACUUUAAUAUGAAUGAUCCGGAAGUGUAUCAGAGGCUUUUAAGAGAGGUAAUGCGAUUAGAUUGCUCCAUACCCUCAGCUUGUCUUGUUCGGCUGCAGUUGGUCGCCCUGUACAUAUGGAAACUGACGCCCCAGAUUUUUGACUCAUUGGGCGAGACGUCCCAGCAAUAUCUGCUGGAGGUUGCCCACAGAGUAACUAUGGAACCAGAAACAGUGCGGAAGUGUGACCUACAGGAAUCCGUGGGGAAGACGGCAACUUUCGUAUCGCAUGUUCUGUACAAGCAGGUAGAGUUUGAUUACAUACAGCCAUCAAAAAGACGCAGGUUCAGGUUGGUCCGUAUCUCGUCGAUUUCGUGCGCGCGAUCGGUCAAGAGGAACUGGCGGAGGCCAGGCAACGGGAUCCCCGAAGACUGCGCACACGUGGACCAGGGGAAGAACGCUUGCUUGGUAGGCUGCAACUACUUGAGACCAUUAGCGAGCAUUAUACUUGCCGACGAUAUCGUACAAUUUUACAGACACAGUCGCGAACGCACUGCAAAGUCUCAGAUACAGCUGGGUCUGCUGCAGCGGCUCGGGUUCAGGUGCAUUUGCGUACCUUACUGGAAAUGGGAAGAACUUGGCGGUUGGCAUCAAAAGCGGGAAUAUUUAUCAGAGCUGUUUGUUGAGCAUAAGUCAACAUAA
Molecule: messenger RNA, 1791 nt
Organism: Babesia bigemina
Lineage: Eukaryota; Apicomplexa; Aconoidasida; Piroplasmida; Babesiidae
Exons: 7
Coding region: 1-1791 (596 amino acids)
Source: RefSeq, a predicted model, not a curated record